Paramormyrops kingsleyae is the source of this 1433-nucleotide messenger RNA. RefSeq names its product stathmin. NCBI's taxonomy places the organism in Eukaryota, Metazoa, Chordata, Actinopteri, Osteoglossiformes, Mormyridae. The record is from RefSeq and is a predicted model, not a curated record. Gene Ontology annotation, cellular component: neuron projection; cytoplasm. Gene Ontology annotation, molecular function: tubulin binding. Gene Ontology annotation, biological process: neuron projection development; microtubule depolymerization; regulation of microtubule polymerization or depolymerization.
GUGACGCUGUGUCUUUGGUCCUGUUUUUUGCGCGAACAGCAGAGCCUGAGCUGUAGUACGUUUCGGCGCGGGAAGCGUUCGGUGAGAAGAACAAGAGUACGCAGUAGGCAAGGUUCCUCCUCUACCUUGUUUGGUUCAAAUGGCGUCCUCUGGUGAUAUGCAGGUCAAAGAGCUGGACAAGCGUGCAUCUGGUCAAGCCUUUGAGGUCAUCCUGAGUCCAUCUGCCCCAGAUCCUAAAGGGGAGUUCCCCCUCUCUCCCCCAAGGAAGAAAGAUGUGUCCUUGGAGGAGAUUCAGAGGAAACUGGAUGCUGCAGAAGAGAGGCGCAAGUCGCAUGAAGCAGAAGUCUUGAAGCACCUGGCUGAAAAACGAGAACAUGAGAAGGAGGUUCUCCAGAAGGCAAUGGAGGAGAACAACAACUUCAGUAAGAUGGCAGAAGAGAAGCUGAACCAGAAGAUGGAGGUCAACAAAGAGAAUCGCAGCGCAAGGAUGGCGGCCAUGAAUGAGAAGUUCAAAGAGAAGGAUAAGAAACUCGAAGAGGUUCGAAAGAAUAAAGAGACCAAAGAGGAGGAUGAUUGAGUGUUGCAGUUUGGGGGAUGGUGUAGGUUUUUUUUUUUGUUUUUGUUUUUUUAUUACUACUUAUCCAAAGACUUAUUUUUUUGUUUCAUGGCCAGUAUAUAUAUACUUGUUUUGUUCACUUGCCACCUUGUUACACUGAAGACAGCAUAGGGUUUUUUCCCCCUUUCAUGUGCUUGCAAUAAUGCCUGAUGUGGAUAUUUUGUUUUCUAUCUUGCAGUUUAAACAGUUGGACAACUAAACUAGUCUUUUUUUUUCUUCUAUUUGAAGAUGCAUGUCUUAACAUUUUCUGUUGCAUAGUGCGAGGUUACUCCGUAUUUCAAACCCACUGUUCUAAUCCUAAUAAAGUUGCAGUUUGAGUCAUGUUUGUUUUUAUAAAUUGUAUGGCUUGCCUGUUAAUUGCCAUCUUGUAACAUUUUACUAUUGGUCUUGUUCAUAAAAUUGUAAAGUUUUUGAAUACUGUCUUACUGGCACUGCAGUGGUUUAAGGGGUCAUUUAAAUAAACCACAUUCUGACACGCGUAUCCUAAUCGUACCAUUCAAUGUUCUAGAGUAAAGGCCCCAGACCUGGUCAUUGUAGUUUUUUUUUUUUCUGUGGGUAGGUGCUGAAUUUCAGCGCUUUAGCACAUAGUGCCAUUGCUGCAUUACCCUCAGUCUAAGUAUUGGCAGGUUAGUCUGGGGUUUUAGGACAUGGGGUUGAUCUAUGCUGAGGCAUCUUAACACCAGGUUUUGGGGCUACUACUCCGGGUGUAAAGAUAUUUGUCUUGCAAUGCACUUACGACAUUUUGUGGUGUUGGAAACUUAGCUGGCUUUAAGGAAAUUGUGCUUAAAAAUAAAAUAAAAAAAUAAAGUUGCAUGAA